CGAUGGCGCCCGGGCGAAAGACGGUUGCCGGGAGGUCUUGGACCGCGAGGGUAGGCCGCGGCUGGCGGGAGCGGGGCGGGGGCGGCGGCAGGGAGCGGGCCCCGGGGCCCGGAGCGGUGACUGAGCCGUGUGCGUCCCAUCCGCGGUGGAACGGCGGAUCGAGCGGAUUCGGGCGGACGGGGAGCGGCUCAUCAAGGAGGUGGAGCACCUGUACGACAUGGAGAUCCCGCGGCUGCGGCCGGAGAUCCGCGAGAUGAACUGGGUCGAGUGCUUCGGGGCGGGGCGGGGCGGUACCGGGCUGGCGGGGACGCGUUUUCCCUGAGGAAAUACCCCUAAGGGCGGCAAAGGGAUCUCUGCCCGGAACCCCCCGGGCUGCCGAGGUGCUGCUCGCUCGCUGCCGAGAAAAGGGGUUUGUGCUGGUUUUUCCCCCCCGGUGGUGACGCGACACAGCGUGUCUGCCCGCGCCGCUCGCUUAGAUGUGGAUUGAUUUUUUAAAAAACAUUUUCUUUUCAGCUAAAGGAGGAAGCACAAAGGUGUUGGAAGAGGCAGCAGCGGCAGCCUUGGGAAUAACAAAAAUAGACAAGUUAACAGCAGAAGUUAUCCAAACUCCUUUAAAAAUCAUCAAGAAAGUGGAAAAAUCUAAACAGGAUAUUGAAGAAGGAGAGCCUCCUUUGCUUCCUCUUGCAACAGAAAACCAUGAUAGCCAGUGUCUGCCAGAUCCAGAAGCUGAAAACAUUAAUCCAAGAACUGGAAAGGUCAAGCAAAAGCAACUUUAUUACUCCAGCUACUGGCAGAACUGUUGAUCUGUGUGCUCUGGGAGGUACCUCCAUGGUCACACCCAAAGUUGAUUUCCAGGUUUGUAUUCUGUUAACCUCUUACAUGUAGGAGAGUCCCUUACCAGUUGCUUUAUAGAAUCAUAGAAUGGUUUGGGUGGGAAGGGCCCUUAAAGCUCCCCCUGCCCUGGGCAGGGACACCUCCCACCAGACCAGGUUGCUCCAAGCCCCCUCCAAUCUGCCCUUGAACCC
Messenger RNA from Calidris pugnax (ruff), 1025 nucleotides. RefSeq names its product borealin-like. The record is from RefSeq and is a predicted model, not a curated record. The transcript is spliced from 4 exons. NCBI's taxonomy places the organism in Eukaryota, Metazoa, Chordata, Aves, Charadriiformes, Scolopacidae. The coding region runs from base 477 to 803 and encodes 108 amino acids.